Messenger RNA from Anoplophora glabripennis (Asian longhorned beetle), 7553 nucleotides. Its product is annotated as unconventional myosin-IXa. Lineage: Eukaryota; Metazoa; Arthropoda; Insecta; Coleoptera; Cerambycidae. The coding region runs from base 564 to 6956 and encodes 2130 amino acids. Gene Ontology annotation, cellular component: myosin complex. The record is from RefSeq and is a predicted model, not a curated record. Gene Ontology annotation, molecular function: protein binding; microfilament motor activity; GTPase activator activity. The transcript is spliced from 9 exons. Gene Ontology annotation, biological process: intracellular signal transduction.
AUAGAUGAUGUCGAAUUCGAUUGUCUGUUGUUUAUUAUGGGUGAACUUCUACUGUUUGUCAGAAACGUCGCACACUGUUUUAGCAGCGGCGAAGUAGCAAUCGAGCUGCAUGAACUCGUACAAUUAAUUAUUUCAAUUAGCCAGUUGACGUUAUUGUAUGUUUGUAACGGAAUCGUUAGAUUGCACCCGAGUCCCUGCAGUUUUGUGCCACCACAACCAGAGAAGCAACAUGUGACCCCAAUCUGACAUUUAUCCCCCGUUUAUCAACCCCUCCGCGGCGGGUUGUUCACUCGUUAGACCGCGCUCGAGCCGUUCGGCCGCUAAAUUAUUUUUCAAACCAGCAAACCGUCACUUUUCCUUGUAAUUAACCCAUUAUCUAGCCACUCGCUCGUGAGAAAAUCGGUGAUUUGUACAUCAGUAAUAACGAUGAGUGGGAGAGAAGCAGUCAAACUAAAAAUAAUAAAGUGCUGGAAACAGUAAAAUGAUCCAGUGCAAAGUGUUCCCGCUAGUGCCCAGAACAUUCGUCAAGUUCAAAAUUUGGAUCAUAUAAUGGAUGCCCAAACAUGAUGCCUUCUACGGAGAACAACCGAUACAUAGUGCAGGUGUACGUGGGGGCCCUGUCCGCCCUCUACGAGGCCCUGUCGGUCGAGGCCAGCAAACAGACCACUUCCGAGGAAAUCGUUUCCUGUAUUGUGGAACGACUUACCUUGAACGAAAACGUUUCGUACGAACUAGCAGAAGUAAUCGGGGACGAUUUCGGGCAAGAAUGCAAGGAACGGAGCCUUUCCCCCAGCGAAAGCCCCGUGCAGCUGAUGAUGCUGUGGCCGAAGAACCGACCCGAUCACACCUCGUACAGGUUCUACUUGAGGGAGAGGGUAAACGAGUGCGUAUGGCGGGACCAGUUCGUGAUGGAUCCCCAGCUGAUCAAAGACUACUUCCACCGUUUCCUAUACCAGCCCAAAGACCGGGAGUACCCCGACUUGUGCCAGUUACCCGACUUAAACGAACAAACCCUCCUGGAAAACCUCCGGGCGAGGUUCGUCGCGGGCCACAUCUACACCUACGUGGGCUCCAUACUCAUAGCGCUCAAUCCCUUCAAAUUUUACCCCAUUUACAACCCCAAGUACGUGAAGUUGUAUCAGAAUAGACGGUUAGGGCCCAACUUGCCUCCCCAUAUUUUCGCGGUGGCCGACACCGCAUACCAUUGCAUGUUGAAAGACAGGAAGAAUCAGUGUAUUGUGAUCAGUGGUGAGAGUGGUUCCGGCAAGACUGAGAGUACGAAUUUUUUGUUACAUCACUUGACGGCCCUCAGUCAUAAGGGUUCGCACGGUAGCGGAGUGGAACAGACAAUUUUGAGUGCGGGGCCGGUGCUGGAGGCCUUCGGGAAUGCGAAGACUGCACAUAACAAUAACUCGAGUCGCUUCGGGAAGUUCAUCCAGGUGAACUACAAAGAGAACUGCAUGGUUCACGGCGCCGUCGUCCAGAAGUAUCUCCUGGAGAAGUCCAGGAUAUGCUCCCAAGGCAGGUACGAGCGCAACUACCACGUGUUCUACUACCUCCUGGAAGGAGCCAACGAACAAGAGAAGCAACUGCUCCACCUCAAAUCCCCGGACCAGUACUACUACCUGAACAAGUCCUGCUACACUUUAGAGAACAUAGACGAGAGCUACGAGUUCUCAAGACUGAAACAGUCCAUGGAGAUGGUGGGGUUCACCGCCGAAAAACAAAGGAGGCUCUUCUCCGUACUGUCGGCGGUGCUUCUGCUGGGCAACGUGGAAUUCCACCCGAGGAAAUCAGCCUACCACCACGACGAAUCCGUGGGGGUAAAGAACCCCGAGGUGGUCUCGCUGAUUUCCGAAUUGCUGAGGGUCAAGCAGGAGACUCUGAUGCAAGCCCUCACCGCCAAGAGGGCGAGGGCUUCGGGGGAGACCCUGGUGAUCAACUACCGUCUGCCGGAGGCCAUCGCCAGCAGGGACGCCAUGGCGAAGUGCCUGUACGGCGCCCUCUUCGACUGGAUCGUGCUCCAGGUCAACCACGCGCUUCUCUCGAAGAAGGACACCCUGAGGGAGCACCAGGGCAACUCCAUAGGCGUGCUGGACAUCUUCGGGUUCGAGGAUUUCGGCCUGAAUAACAGCUUCGAGCAGUUGUGCAUCAACUACGCCAACGAGCACCUGCAGUACUAUUUCAACCAGCACGUCUUCAAGUACGAGCAGGAGGAGUACCGGAAGGAGGGGAUCAGGUGGACGAACAUCGAGUUCAUGGAUAAUACGGGGUGUUUGCAGUUGAUCGAGGGCAAGCCCAACGGGUUGAUCUUUAUUUUGGACGACCAAUGCAAUUUUCCCGGGGCCACCAACGAAACCCUCCUCCAGAAGUUCAACAGCGUCCACAAGGACAACAAGUUCUACCAGAAACCCCAAAAGAAGGAAGCCGCCUUCAUAGUGGUCCACUAUGCCGGCAAGGUGAAGUACCAAGUGACGGACAUGCGCGAGAAGAACCUCGACCUGAUGCGCCAGGACAUAGUAGGAGUGCUGAAGAACAGCUCGAUGGCCUUCGUGAGAGAACUGGUAGGCGCCGACCCCGUUGCAGUGUUUCGCUGGGCCAUCGUCAGGGCCUUCUUCAGGUCGUACUUCGCCUUCAGGGAAGCGGGGAGGAAACACAGGCAGGGGAGGGUGGACGGUAACAAGAACAACAUCCAGCAGAGGUAUUCGAGGAACCACAUACCCAACGAGAAUUUAAUAAGCAAGCAACGAAACGCCGCGUUUAACAGAACGGGCAGAAACAACGACAACGAACCACCUAGCAAUAACAGCAAUCACAACAGGCUGUCGUGGCCUCAGUUCUACCAACGGAACCGGACAGGCGGCGGCAGUAGCAAAAACAUCGAAGAGGACCGCAGGAGGAAGGACUCGACGGGCGGCAGUCCGGGCAAUCCGGCCGCCCUCGAGAGGUUGGCCCCCGACGAGGCCAGGGCCAUACAGAGGGCGAAUCAGAUCGUAAUGAAGAACAAGUCCUUCAGGCCCCGUGAGAGGGGCAAGAAGGGCCUGAAGAACCUCCAGUCGGUCAAAACGCUGGCCGGACGCACCGGAAUCACUGCUCAAGCGCAGGGCCAGCUCGGCAAGGCCCGCAAACAGCCCAUGACGGUAAUUGCUCAAUUCCAACAGUCGUUGCACUCCCUGAUGGACACCCUGAACCAAGCCAACCCGUUCUUCAUCCGCUGCAUCAAAUCCAACAGCAAUAAAAUCCCCAAUACCUUCAACGAAGAGACGGUACAGAGACAGCUGCGGUACACGGGGAUGUUGGAAACCGUCAGGAUACGGCAGGCUGGCUUCAACGUCCGUUUAACUUACGACGAGUUCAUCCAGCUGUACCGGAUCCUCCUCCCGAAGGCGUUGUUGAGUAGUCAGAACGACGUGAGGGACUUCUUGUCCACGUUAAACUUGAACCGGGACAACUACCAACUGGGCGCGACGAAGGUCUUCAUGCGCGAGUCCGAGAAAUAUAAACUCGACUGCAAGCUCCACCAGCAGAUCAUCUCGAGCAUAGUGACGUUGCAACGAUGGUUCCGAGCCUGUCUGGAGCGUAGGCGUUUCCUGAAGAUCAGGUGGGCGGUGGUCACCAUCCAGUCGUACUGUCGGAUGUACCUGGUGCAGAGGUACGUGAAGAGGCUGCAGGCGGCGAUGAAGAUCCAGAAGUGCUGGAAGGGGUACAAGUGCAGGAGUUGGUUGCGGAAGAUGAAGGCCGGCCUGGUUAUGUUCCAGGCGCAUUGUCGAGGGUUCAAGGUCAGGCAGAUGGUGGCGGAGCUUAAGGCGACAGGGGUCGUACCUGCGAAGAAACCUCAGAUUGUAAGUGCAGUUCCACCUCAUCUUCAAGUGAAGCACGUCAGUUCCGACGAAGCGUUCGUUAGCAAAGAGUCCAGCCAGGAAGAGCUUCAGUCCGACCAACCCGACAGGAGACUAUUAGAUUCCGACGAGAGCAGCGGCGUUCCCGAGGAUGAUAUCGAUACGACCUCUCACAGCAGGCUGAGAUCAACGGUGUCUCUACCGAGCGUUUCAGCUACUCACUCGGCCGCCUAUUAUCCCUACUUGAACAACACCAUCAGCAAAUUGGAGGUCUCGAAACAGGAUAAGCCACCUCCCGAAACCCAGAGGAAGAAGAUCCAGAAGUCUCACCAGACCAUCGACUACUCCGAUCUCGACUACAUACCCCAGAGGAAAAGCAGCGGCGACUCGUUAGCAUCUCAACACAGUUUCGAGUCGCAGCAAAGCUCGGACUCCCAUUCCAGCGUAACCGUCCGCGAGUUACACAAACAAGAAGCGCCGCCCCUCGGCAAGCAAUGGUCCUCGACCAGCACAACCAGCGAAACGUUCUCGGAAAGCGGCAUCACCCAGUCGGCGCCGCCUAUCAUGAGCGAAAAGAACUACGAUAGUUUUUCUAUGGACGAUUAUACGAAACCGCCCCUGAUUAGGACCCAAGCGAUCAAUACCGCCGUUAGACGAGACUUUAGACAUUCGAACGAUGGGAAGUACUUGAGGAGUUACCAGCCGGUACGCCGACCAGCGAGAGAGAAACCGGGAUCGGACGACAGACCCGACGUUUAUCCCUACGACCAAACCCCCAACAAACUCGAACAGAUCCUCGGGAGACCCGAAGCACCCAUUCGAAAUACCCGGAAAGCGAAGCGCACCCACGUGAAGAGCCUCGGCGAGGAAGUCACGGACGGUAGCAGCAUCGAGAAGAGCCUCCUCCUCGGCACGAUAGACGAAUCCAAGGCGCAACCGGACCUCAACAGAAAUCAGAAGGAUAAUAUGAACGCUUUCCUGCAAGGCGAGGGCGGCUCACCCUUGAUGAAACAAUCGCUUACUCCGAAACGACAGAGACCUAACCUGCCCAGUUUGGACCUGCGAAGGCGGAAUAGCGAUCCCGCUACGAAAGCGACCAUUUCCGAUCAACCCGGCGGUCUAGACGCAAGCCCCGCCAUAAAAACCAACGAGUACAAGUACGGAGACUUAAACGCCGUUUCCAUGGCUGGUCACACGUUCCGAAAAAUCCCGAGGAUAACGAAAGACGACUCCUGCAACUUCUGCAAGGAGAAACUAGACGCGUUCCUCACUCCCGGCUAUAGAUGCACCACCUGCAAGCAGCAGUUCCACACGAAGUGCAUCCAGAACAAGAGCGUGCUGGAGAUGCCGUGCGAAUCUCCGAGAGGGAACGCCGAAGUGAGAUCCGGAAGGCGUAAGCACCGAAAACACUCCAGGGCGCCGUACGACCUCCGGAAACCGGACGAGAGCAAAUUUAACCUCACCAGAACGUCGGAAUUCACCGACAGGACGGAUCAAAUCAUCACCGGAGCCGAGGAACUCACUUUGAUGCAGACGUUCAUCACCGACAAGAUACUGAAGAUGGAGGCGGAAGGCGGCAAGAGCAGCGAAGUGGACAAGCUCUUCAAGCAGGCGUUGCGGGAAUUCAAGGAUAACCUCAUUCAGAUGUACAGCAGCGCCACGAAACACAACAGCCUCGACACGUACAACAUCAAAUACAAGGACCUGAUCCUCGUCUUCAUACAAGCCAUGGAGACGGUCUGCCAACGCGAACAAACCGCCAGCGAGAUGAAGGAUUUCCCCGUCACGAUGGGCGUGAACGCCUUCCGCGGCUUCAUGAACGAAUUUAUGACUAGCAAGGCGCUGGAGAAACCGAGCAAGUCCAAGAGGAAAAAGGAGAAGAAGCGGAAGUUGGAGACGUACAAGUUCAACGGCCACACGUUCCUCCUGACAAUCAUAAACAUCCCGACGGCUUGCGAGAUAUGCAGCUCGUUCUUCAUGUGGCCCGUGGAGAGGGGCCUGGUCUGCCAAAGCUGCAAGCUGACUUGCCACAAGAAGUGCUACACGAAAGCGAGCACGUGCCAGAAGGAAUCGGGGCAGGGAGAGUCGAAGAAGAUCUUCGGAGUGUCACUAGUCACUCUAGUCACCGAUGAAAACAAGAUACCGUUGGUUAUCGAGCGGUUGUUGAGCACAAUCGAAUUGUACGGACUGUACACGGAAGGUAUUUACCGAAAGUCGGGCGUCAGUUCCAAGAUAAAAGAACUCAAACACAGGAUGGACGAGAACCCCGACGAGGUGGAGUUCGAAAAGUACCAAGUACACGUUCUAGCGUCGGUCCUGAAGAGUUUCCUACGAGAAAUGCCCGAACCCCUGCUCACCUUCGAGUGUUACGAGAACUUCAUCACCGCCGCCAACUUAGAAGUGGAAAGCGACCGUGUCGCCACCCUCUACGACAUCCUCAAGAAGCUGCCUCCCCCGAACUACGACCUCAUGGAGCGGCUGAUGUUCCACCUGGCUCGGAUAGCGAUGCACGAGGAAACCAACAGGAUGAGCGCCGCCUCCCUUGCCAUCGUGUUCGCCCCGUGCGUGUUACGGACUAACAAAGUGGUUCCGGCCCAGGAGAGCCUGGUGGACAUCAGCAGUCAGACGCAGUGCAUCGAGACCAUCAUCAAGGUACAGCUGAGGAAGAUAAGGAACACGCUGGAAGACAUCGACACGUUGGACACGGCGUGCCAGGCGGCCACCAACCGGCUGUCCUCCCUGCGCAGCUCCAAGGUGUUCACCCCCGACGAGCUGCUGCCCGCCAACCAGCCCUCCCAGCAGCAGACCGACGACGAGGAGCACCUGCUGGUGGACCACAUCCAGGAGAUCCGGAAGGAGAAGGAGCACCUCACCUCGACCUUGCCCACGCUGACGCACGCCACGUCCGACGACGACAUGCUGUCCACCGACGGGGACGGGAGUCUGGACGAUCUGUCCUGCAUAGGGGACAAGAGGCCGCGGCCGGUGGUGCGCUCCAUCUCCACGGGACCCAUGCUGCCCAAGCUCAGGAGGCAGCUGUCGACGGAGGUCGGCGACGGAGGAGGAGGAGGCGGCGGGAGAGUCGUGGAAGACUGCGAGGAUCCUAUAAUGGUGUAAAGUGUACAUAGGUUCUAGUAUGUGUACAUACUCCGAGACUACUUGUCCUUUUAGUGCUGUAGUAGGUAAAUGAAAUUUAUAUUUUUUAAAUUAUUGUGCGAUGCGCCACACCUGAGGAUAUCCUUUUCUUGUAUUAUAUUUUCCCCUUUCGUUGACAUCAUUUCGUGGUCAAGUGAUAUAUGUAUGAUAGGAUCGCUGCAAGGUAACCAUGACAGUCGACUUGGAGUGCAAAUUUCUAGCUGUCUAUACGUUCACUUUCGAGUGGUUGUACAGGGAACGUGGGGGGCAGGCUCGCGCCCGUGUCGGUCGUUGACGUGGAUUCCGGUUUUGGCCUAAAGACUGCUUUAUAUCUGCCGAUGACGAAUCUCAACGCACCAAACUUAACGAUGAUUCCUUUCGGUAUAGGUAUUUUUUCAAAUUUAUUUCGGAGUACACACGUGUUCUCAAACGUAAAUUCUGAGUAUUCAAAAGUUUAACUAAAUUUUUAAAUUUGGUAAAAUUGAACAGUCAUUGCGUUACAAUGUGUUUUUUAUAAAUGAAUUUUUGUUUAAGAGGGUUCUACGGCAAAUAGGCAACCAGCAAUACAUUUUUAUCGAU